Molecule: messenger RNA, 1794 nt
Organism: Hippocampus comes (tiger tail seahorse)
Lineage: Eukaryota; Metazoa; Chordata; Actinopteri; Syngnathiformes; Syngnathidae
Gene: mrps31
Product: mitochondrial ribosomal protein S31
Exons: 7
Coding region: 222-1496 (424 amino acids)
Cellular component (GO): mitochondrial small ribosomal subunit
Molecular function (GO): structural constituent of ribosome
Source: RefSeq, a predicted model, not a curated record
GCUCAAGCCGUGUUUUAAAAAUAUUACAAAAAAGUGUUUAUCGAUUUGAUAAAUCUCUGUAUAUAGAUUGUCUCAACUAUUCUUGUUGAUUUUUAUGUGCAUUAGAACACAAUCAACGUUUGUCGUGGAACUCUUCACCAUUCAAGUUGACGGGGAACCGUUUUGCGGUUACAACAGACAUAAUAAGUUCGGAGCGUGGAAGGACAUAUUUUGAAAUAAUCAUGAUUAGCUACAUAUCCCGCACCUUGCAUGUAGCUCAUAAUUCAUCAUUUAAUAUAUCUGGGUCGCGUAUUUCACUAAUAGAUUGUAACACGGCUACCUUUUCAGUUUUAAGGGGGUCCAGUGUUUGUACGACAAAAUACUUCAGCACAAGCUCAGUCAAAUUGGGUGAAAAUGCACACAACUCCAAUAAUGCAGAUAAAGGGCCUGAUCCCACAGAAACCAAAACAGUGAAUGAACAACCAACCCAAGAACCCAGUGAAGUCAAACUUCAUGAGCCAAAUCAUGGCGACAACGUAAAAAAGAAUUAUGACGUUAAGGGAAAAGAAGUUUCGCCUGUUGCAGCCAAGAGUGGGAAAGAGAAUCUACUUCAUCUUCUGCGAGCCAUGAAGGUGGAUGUCACCAGCAAGAGGAGGUUAAAAAACGAGAAAGUCAAGCAAAGUCUCUCCCAGUCUCAGUCCACACCAGCUUUGAAGAGCACCAUCAGCAUGUUUCAAAAGGCUUCAGAAGAGGCUUCAGCUAAAACCCACUCAGUGGAUCCAGAACUGCUUGCAGCCGCUUCCGCUGCUGCUGCCACUCUUCCUAAUCGUGUCAAUGCAGAGUCUGAGCUGCUCAAGCAACUGAGGCAGCAUGAGGCCAUCACCGAGGCUCACAAGAAGGGUGACGUGAACAACCUGGGAGUGAUUAUAGCUGAUAUGAAAGUGGGGAGGAAUUCCAGUCGACAGAACGCUUGGCCAGCCAAUCAGAUCCGUUUUGAUGAUGAUGGCCGGGGCUACUCACACGAUCGAGGAAUCGCUGCAGAGCUGGACAGCGUUCGCAGAAAGAGGAACUUGUUCACAGGGAGAAGACUCAACAUUUUCUCAUUCACGACUGAUGAAGACAAAUUGGAUGCAACAUUUGCCCGACCAACCCUGUGGGACGCCGACUUUGCUAACCAGCUGUCUUCUUCUGCGAACCAAAUGCCCCGAAAUGCCUUUGAGGAAAUGAUCCAGUGGACCAAAGAGGGGAAACUGUGGCAGUAUCCUAUUGACAAUGAAGCAGGCCUCGAGGAGGAGGCCAGUGUCCCUUUCCAUGAGCACGUCUUCCUGGACAAGCACCUGGAGGAGGGCUUCCCCAGGCAGGGACCAGUACGACACUUCAUGGAGCUUGUGGUGACCGGUUUGUCCAGAAACCCCUAUCUGACCGUCCAGGAGAAGAAGCAGCAUAUUUUCUGGUUCAGAGACUACUUUAAUCAAAAACAGGAUGUGCUCAAAGAGGCUGAGGUCUACCUUAACUAAAUUUUGGACAGUGUGAUGCAAUCUCUGAAACGACACAAAAGGACCAUUUUCUCUUUAGGCAGUGCGAACAAAAUUGUGUGUAGAAAGUCAAAUCAUGUAAAAGCUCUUAGAUGUAAUAAAUUGUAAAAAGCAACUGUAUUCUAAAAACAUGUAAUUCACUGUCCUCAUUCAGUUUCAUUGGAAAGUAGAGGUACAACUAAUAUUUAUGAAGGCUAACAGUCUGAAAGUGUGCAACAGAGGGAAGACUGUCAUGUUUUCAGUUGCAGUGGUAACGUCAUUAAAAUAACAUUGUUCAUGG